Arctia plantaginis is the source of this 9582-nucleotide messenger RNA. The record is from the annotation of a GenBank genome assembly. Lineage: Eukaryota; Metazoa; Arthropoda; Insecta; Lepidoptera; Erebidae.
AUGGGGACGCAGAAACCGAGUGAAUGGGCUAAUUCACUUAUUUCCCGUUUCGAGGAGCAGCUUCCCUACAAGACGGGAGCCCAGAAUCUUCAUUCCCGCAUUAAUGAAGAACAGUGCAAAGCAUGCCUUGUCCAGAUCAGCCGACACCGGUUCUCUCUAGUCAUCGCCGGCCUCACCAAGAUUCUACAGAAGCUCAACGAACUGUACCAGCCCACAGUGCCGAUAGGCCUAAACCGUCCACAAACCGAUCAGGAGAAAGGCUACCAUGACAGUCUGGUCAUCGUACUGGAUACGUUGGAAAUAUGUCUCAGCUCCCAGCCCAAAGACACGGCGAAGUAUGACGAGGCUAUGAACGUGAAAAUUCUGCUGAGAGAAGUGUGCCAGUUUAUUGAUAUGCGCAAUGAGAACACAGUGAACAAUAUGCUACUUCGACAGUUGGCCAGUAAGGUAUUGUUCGCUUUGAGCCUCAACUUCUUCAACGCGGUGUUCAACAGGAUCAGCGCAAGGCUUCAGGAACUAUCGUCUAGCUCAGAAGAAAACCCCGACUAUACAGAUAUAGAAUUGAUACAAUACAUCAACGUUGAUAUAUUAAGGCUUAUACGGCUUUUAACUGAAUCAAUACAAAAGUUUAGGUUGUUACGAAAAUCGGCACAUUUAGUUUUAGUAUCAUCCCUAGAGAAAGCUAUUUGGAAUUGGAUGGAUACGUAUCCACAGGAGUUUGCAGAAGUCCAGUGUCGGCCUAACGAUGAGUUGAGCAAGUGUUGCGACACUCUUUUCGACAUAUUGCAGGACAGCUUCUCCGACAACAAGAAGUCGCGAGUGGCGAUGUGGCCGCUACAGAUCAUGUUGUUAAUUCUCAACCCUAAAGUUCUAGAAGAAAUAGUGAAUGCAGACAGCGGUGCUCCUUGUAGUCCCAGACACAGCAAGAAGAAACAUUUUAUAGAUUCUGUGAAGAGGGGCCUUAGUCCUCAGAACAACUCCAAGCAAAUGACAGAAGCCGCUGUGGUAACCUGUGUGAAGCUGUGCAAGGCUUCCACGUACCUCAACAUAGCAGACUCCGGCAACGUCACUUUUAUCUUAGUUAAAUCUGUUAUAAACGACCUUAAGUCUCUCCUCUUCAACCCCUCGAAGUCUUACAUUCGUGGUAACCUGAUCUCCGGAUAUUCCGAACUGGACCUGAUGACCGACUGCUUCGUAUCGUUGUUCAGGAUAAUGCCACACAAUAACGACGCUCUCAAAGUGUGUCUCAAUCUGAACACGCAUAUUUCGUAUCAUUGUGUGAUCAUCAAUUCAUUACUUAGAAUAAUCAAACAACCGCGCCUACCGUGGUGGCCCCAGAUAGAGCUGCUGUACCCCAGGGCGGCGGAACUGAGAGCCAUGUUCACGGAUACUUCGAAUAAGGCCACUCAGGGUUACGUAGUACACACUCCUCUCAGAAUGAUCUCCCUUACCCUCAAGUCUAAGGAGGUGCAGUCCAAGUUUAAUAAGAGCGAGGAGAUGCCAGCGUACAGGAACCUACUGCUGUGUAUUGUAAAGCUUAUCCACGCUGAUCCUAUGCUGAUGUUGAGUAAUCCAGGUCGAUCCAGCGUAGAGAUCCAAUCGUCGACCACCGAGCUGAUCAACGGCCUGGUGUCUCUGAUUCACCAGACUGGUAUGGGCGAGAUCUCGCAGGCUGCCAUGGACGCCCUGCUGGCCCUGCACCGACCUGACAGAGUCCACAUGUGGAACCCUGAAGCGCCUCUUAACACUUUUUGGGAUAUUAGCUCCCAGGUGUUAUACAACAUAAGCCAGAAGUUGAUCCAACGCCAGAUCUGCAACUACCGUGAAGUACUGAGGUGGCUCCGCGAUAUCCUCACGUGCCGCAACGAGUUCCUCGCCAAGCACAAGGAGUACGCCAACGUGGGCAGCCAGGUACCCAUCUGUAAACAGGCGCACAUCAAGCUGGAGGUGGUUUUCUUCAUGUGCCUGUGGUCAAUAGACACGGAUGUGGUCCUGGUGGCUAUGUCUUGCUUCGCCCUGCUGUGCCAGGAGGCGGACAUCCGGUGCGGCUCCGACGAGAUCACCACCCAGUGUCUCUUACCCAAUUAUGCCGUCUUCCAGGAGAUCGCCCAUACCUCCACCGUUCUUACUACUGGUGCUGCGGCUCUACAGAAACGAAUAAUGGCUUUACUGAGGAAGAUAGAACAUUGUGUGAACGGUGUUCAACCUGUUUGGGAGGAGACGUUCCGAUGUUGGGAUUCACUUUGCAAGUUACUACAGAAAUACCCUAAGGGACAAGGGGAUAAAGUGGACGAUUGUCAAAUGGAGGCAUUACAUCGAGCAGUUGCUAAACGGAGAGUCUCACAACACACCAGUUCCGAACAUGAUUUCGAGAUACAAGAGUGGGCGAAUAUAACCUCGUUCCUGUGCGCGCUCGGUGGAGUGUGUCUGCAGCGAAGACCUUCUAUCGCCUGGUCACAUUUACAUGGACAUGAUUCGAGGAAACUAUUCAACGUUCUGGCCAACAGUUCACAAGAAGUACAAUACUGUCCAGUCACGCAAUUCAUAGGCCAACUCCUCCGCCUGCUGCUGUGCAGCAACGAGCGGUUCGGCCAACAGAUACAAACUCACGUCAAAGAGCUGGUCGGUCACGAGAUGUCUUCAGCUCUGUACCCCAUACUGUUCGACCAGGUCAAGGCUAUUAUUGAUAAAUUCUUCGACCAACACCAACAGGUAAUGUUAACAGAUAUCAACACUCAAUUCGUGGAACACACGAUAUUUAUAAUGAAGAGCAUACUGGAGUCCCACAAGAAGAGCGGACACCCCAUCGAGAUACUGAGCACCACUUCUAUCGAGGCUCUCAUGUUGGCUAUCGUCAGAUACGCUCGACACUUGGAUAUGACUGUGAUGUCGGUGCACAUCAAGACAAAACUCUGUCAAGUGGUUGAAGCUAUGAUGAGGAGAAGAGAUGACCUCGCCUUUAGACAGGAGAUGAAGUUCCGCAAUAAGAUGGUGGAGUACGUAACGGACUGGGUGCUGGGCAGCAGCCACCAGAUCGCUCCACCCAUGCGAGCUGAUGCCUCCUCGAUUAGCAGAUACCUAGGCUGUUGUAGGGAACUGGACCAGGCUUGUAUGGAGGCUGUAGCAUCUCUUCUCAAAGGGCUGCCUCUACAACCGGAGGAGUCAGACCGUGGAGACCUUAUGGAGGCUAAGAGCCAGCUGUUUCUUAAAUAUUUCACUCUCUUCAUGAAUCUACUUAACGACUGUAAUGAAGUAGAAAUGGCUGAAGGUCCUGGGAGGCUGGAGACCCUUCGGAAUGCCACCAUACAAGCCAUGUCAAACCUUCUGAGCGCCAAUAUUGAUUCUGGGCUUAUGCAUAGUAUAGAUUUGGGCUACCAUCGUGACUUACAAACUCGCGCCGCCUUUAUGGAAGUCCUCACGAAGAUACUGCAGCAGGGAACUGAGUUCGACACCUUGGCCGAGACUGUGCUCGCGGAUAGGUUCGAACAACUCGUCCAGUUGGUCACUAUGAUCUCAGAUAAGGGUGAACUUCCGAUAGCGAUGGCCCUGGCCAAUGUGGUGAGCACCUCCCAGAUGGAUGAACUGGCGAAGGUGUUCGUGACGUUGUUCGAUGCCAAACAUCUACUGGCGCCGCUGCUCUGGAAUAUAUUCUACAGGGAAGUUGAAGUCUCCGACUGCAUGCAAACUCUCUUUCGAGGCAACUCCUUAGGCAGCAAGAUAAUGGCCUUCUGCUUCAAGAUCUACGGGCACGUGUACCUACAGAACUUAUUGGAGCCCCUCAUCACCGCGCUACUCGACCAGGCCGACGAACGAGUGGACAUUAGCUUCGAAGUGGAUCCUGCCAGAUUGGACCCAAGCCAAGACAUCGAAAUGAACAGGACCAACUUACUAGAUCUGACGAAGGAAGUGUUCGAUCGUAUCGUGGGUUCGGCUGAUAAGUUCCCUCCACAGCUGAGGAGCAUGUGCCACUGCUUGUACCAGGUGUUAAGCAAAAGGUUUGCUCAGUUCCCGCAGACGUCGGUUGGAGCUGUCGGCACUGUACUGUUCUUGAGGUUCAUCAACCCUGCUAUCGUGUCACCCCAAGAGAUGUGCAUCGUGAACCGUCCAGUACCCCCCUAUGUGAAGCGGGGCCUGAUGCUGAUGUCUAAGAUCCUGCAGAACAUCGCCAAUCACGUGGAGUUCUCCAAAGAACAACAUAUGUUGCCCUUCAACCAUUUCCUGAGAGCGCACUUUGAAGCUGGACGAAAGUUCUUUAUUCAAAUCGCAUCGGACUGCGAGAGUAUAGACCAGACGUCACACAACCUGUCGUUCAUCAGCGACGCCAACGUGGUCGCCUUACACCGCCUGCUGUGGAACCACCAGGAGAGGAUCGGAGACUACUUGUCUUGCAGCCGGGACCACAAGGCUGUCGGCAGGAGGCCCUUCGAUAAGAUGGCAACACUCCUUGCUUAUUUGGGACCUCCAGAACAUAAACCUAUUGAAUCAACAUCAAGCUUGCUGUUCUCUUCAUACGCCCGCUGGUCAUCCAUAGACAUUUCCUCAACAAACUUCGAGGAAUUCAUCGUGAAGCACAAUAUGCACAAAAAAGAAGAAUUCAAAAGCAUUAAGAGCCUGAACAUAUUCUAUCAGGCGGGGACGAGCAAACUCGGGAAUCCCGUCUUCUAUUUUAUUUCUAGAAGAUAUAAGAUAGGCGAAGUGAAUGCGGACCUGCUCAUCUACCACGUGAUCUUGACACUGAAGCCGUUCUGCCAACAACCCUUUGAACUGAUAGUAGACUUCACGCACACCAACUCUGACAACAGAUUUAGGACGGAUUUCUUACAAAAGUGGUUCACAGUGCUACCAGAGGUGGCAUAUAUAAAUAUACAUGCGUGCUACAUAUACAACUGUAACAGUUGGGUGCGCGAGUACACCAAGUUUCACGAAGUUAUACUGGCGCCGCUCAGGGGCAACAGAAAGUUACAAUUCAUCGACAACCAUAGUCGUUUGAGUGAGUACGUGGAGAGUGAACAGCAGAAGCUGCCGGGCGCCACUCUCUCUCUGGAAGAAGACUUGAAGGUGUUCAACAACGCGUUGAAAUUGUCCCACAAGGAUACCAAAGUUGCUAUAAAGGUUGGACCGACAGCUCUUCAAAUAACCUCAGCUGAAAAGACCAAGGUGCUCGGUCUGCCCGUUUUACUGAAUGACGUAUACUACGCAUCGGAAAUCGAUGAGGUGUGUCUCGUGGACGACAACCAGUUCUCUCUGUCGAUAGUAAACGAAGCGACUCCAUUGAGCUUCAUCCACAACGACUGUGACAACAUAGUACAGUCUAUCAUACACAUCAGAAAUAGAUGGGAGCUCAGUCAACCGGAUUCAGUCACAGUCCACCAAAAAAUUCGACCAAAAGACGUACCUGGAACCCUUCUGAACAUGGCUCUGCUGAACCUGGGCUCGUGCGAUCCCAACCUACGCACUGCGGCCUACAACCAGUUGUGUGCUCUCACAGCUACCUUCCAUCUCAAAAUCGAGGGACAGUUACUGGAAACAUCAGGCCUAUGCAUACCAUCCAACAACACGAUAUUCAUAAAGUCGGUGAGUGAGAAACUUGCACACAACGAGCCUCAUCUCACUCUGGAGUUUCUAGAAGAAUGUAUACAGAUAAUGAUUCAACAAGAAGUUUUAUAUGUAUACCCAUACCAUCUGUCGGACACCUCUAGCACCGCGAGCGCUCAUUGGUCACAUCUGACGGACACCUCUAGCACCGCGAGCGCUCAUUGGUCACAUCUGACGGACACCUCUAGCACCGCGAGCGCUCAUUGGUCACAUCUGACGGACACCUCUAGCACCGCGAGCGCUCAUUGGUCACAUCUGACGGACACCUCUAGCACCGCGAGCGCUCAUUGGUCAAAUCUGACGGACACCUCUAGCACCGCGAGCGCUCAUUGGUCAAAUCUGACGGACACCUCUAGCACCGCGAGCGCUCAUUGGUCACAUCUGACGGACACCUCUAGCACCGCGAGCGCUCAUUGGUCACAUCUGACGGACACCUCUAGCACCGCGAGCGCUCAUUGGUCAAAUCUGACGGACACCUCUAGCACCGCGAGCGCUCAUUGGUCACAUCUGACGGACACCUCUAGCACCGCGAGCGCUCAUUGGUCAAAUCUGACGGACACCUCUAGCACCGCGAGCGCUCAUUGGUCAAAUCUGACGGACACCUCUAGCACCGCGAGCGCUCAUUGGUCACAUCUGACGGACACCUCUAGCACCGCGAGCGCUCAUUGGUCACAUCUGACGGACACCUCUAGCACCGCGAGCGCUCAUUGGUCAAAUCUGACGGACACCUCUAGCACCGCGAGCGCUCAUUGGUCACAUCUGACGGACACCUCUAGCACCGCGAGCGCUCAUUGGUCACAUCUGACGGACACCUCUAGCACCGCGAGCGCUCAUUGGUCACAUCUGACGGACACCUCUAGCACCGCGAGCGCUCAUUGGUCAAAUCUGACGGACACCUCUAGCACCGCGAGCGCUCAUUGGUCAAAUCUGACUGACACCUCUAGCACCGCGAGCGCUCAUUGGUCACAUCUGACGGACACCUCUAGCACCGCGAGCGCUCAUUGGUCACAUCUGACGGACACCUCUAGAACCGCGAGCGCUCAUUGGUCACAUCUGACGGACACCUCUAGCACCGCGAGCGCUCAUUGGUCAAAUCUGACGGACACCUCUAGCACCGCGAGCGCUCAUUGGUCAAAUCUGACUGACACCUCUAGCACCGCGAGCGCUCAUUGGUCAAAUCUGACGGACACCUCUAGCACACAACAUAUCAAUAAUAUUCUAGAACAUAACGCAGCGCUAUUCUGCAAACCUACAGAAGAAUCCCGUAGACAAAAGCAAGUGGCCCAAAUCUUGGAGAAGUUGAUCACUCUGACGAUUGAGGAGACAGAAAUGUAUCCGUCAGUGCAGGCCAAGAUCUGGGGGUCUAUCGGACAAGUCCCGGAACUCAUUGACAUGGUGCUGGAUAGUUUUAUACAGAGGAGUGUCAACUCAGGCCUCGGAUCCCCGAUGGUAGAAAUAAUGGCUGACACAGCUGUGGCAUUAGCUUCAGCCAACGUGCAGCUGGUUUCCAAAAAGGUCAUUAUAAGGAUGUGCAGGGCCCUAUCCAAACUGCCCAAUAAUAUCCUGGGUCCCGUAACCCCGGCUACAGUGGUGGACGAGACGUGUCAUACUCCAACAGCGAUGUUGGAACAGCAUAUGAUGUGGGACGAUAUUGCCAUAUUGGCUCGAUAUCUGCUGAUGUUAUCCUUCAACAACUGCCUAGACGUGGCCCGCCACCUCCCAUUCCUGUUUCAUACAGUGACGUUCCUAGUCUGCUCCGGGACGGUCUCCAUGCGAGCAGCGACCCAUGGAUUAGUGAUCAACAUCAUACAUUCACUAUGUACUUGUACUACACCGAGCUUCUCUGAAGAUACACAACGCGUAUUAAGGCUAUCACUCGAUGAGUUUGCCCUCCCCAAGUUCUACCAAAUGUUCGGUAUAUCGAAGGUCAAGUCUGCUGCGGUGACGGCGUUCAGGAGUUCAUACAAUAGACAUUCUAGUGAUUGUUACGUGCGUUACUCGGAGCACAUGUCGGGCACGUGCAGCGACAGCCUGCACGGCGCGGGGCCGAGCGCGGGCGCGGGACCGAGCGCGGGCGCAGGGCCGAGCGCGGGGGCGGGGGCGGGCACGGUAGCGGGGGCAGGAGCGGGGGCGGGGGCGGCGGCGGCGGCGAGCGCGCCGAUCUGCGCGAGCACGUCGCAGUCGGACCGCGAGCGCCUGCCGCUGCAGUCGCUCGAGAUCAUCACUGAUGCGCUUCUGGAGAUCAUGGAGGCUUGCAUGAGAGAUAUACCGGAUUGUAAUUGGUUGUACACUUGGACUGCAUUGGCAAAAAGCUUCGCCUUCUGCUUCAACCCAGCGCUACAACCGCGAGCCUUGAUAGUAUUCGGGUGCAUCAGUAAAAAUAUAACGGACUAUGACAUGAAACAGCUGCUGAGGGUAUUAGUAAAAGCAUUAGAGUCAUUCAACGAUUUGGCUCUCCUCGAGGCUCUGAUCAUGUCCUUGACCAGACUGCAACCUCUACUAUACCCGGCUUCACCAAUCCACAAGGCCCUGUUCUGGGUAGCAUUGUCAGUGCUGCAGUUGGACGAACCCACCCUGUACGCCGCUGGACUAGCUUUUAUGGAGCAGAACCUUCACACGUUAGAGUCACAGGGACAUUUCCAGCACAAGACGUUAGAGCAAGUGAUGAUGGAGACUCGUGAUCCACUGGAGUGGCACUUCAAGCAGCUGGACCAUGCUGUAGGACUGAGUUUCCGUUCCAACUUCCACUUCGCCCUAGUAGGACACUUCAUCAAAGGCUACCGACACCCUGCCGCGGCGACUGUCUCUAGGACUUGCAGAGUCCUUAUCAAACUGCUGUCAUUAGCCGCGUCAAGUUCUACGCACAGGGACAAAUUCCAUGUGACUCCUGAUACUGUAGCAUAUCUCACUGCUCUAGUGUGUGUGAGUGAAGAAGUCCGGUCUCGUUGUCACGUGAAGCAUUCCUUGCCGAAGUGGUUACCUGAUAACUGUGAUCAUUAUUGCCCAACAGCUGAACAUCACCAGUCGUCGAUGCUCAUUCAGCCUCCGGGUCACGGGUCGUGUCACAGCCGACGUCAGAAGUCUUGCGAUGUAUUGGAUCAAGUUGCCAUAUCAUCUGCUCAUGGCGGUAAAUCCCCUACGAUGCAGUCAAGCAGUGGUGGUCAUAGCCCACAUCUAGUCAGCAUAUCUCAUCAGGAUAGCGAAGGCAGAGCUCAUAGCAUGCAACACGGGGCGACAGGAGAGGCAGCUAGGAACGAACAGGCAGGCGAUGCAGAUAGCGGAUUUGAUAUGGUGGAAGACGAUGGCCGCGGAUCACCAGGCAGCACAGAUGAUACUGAUGGACGACCUUCUUCUACUAAAUCUGGCGAUAGCGACUAUCCCGAAAGUACAACAAAGCAAGCAUCAACAGAUAAAGACACAUCUAGUCCAGAAAGCAAUAGUCUGCUAGAUCCAUCUGUGUUAUCGGAUUUUACGACUCAGGCUCUAGUGCUGACUGUGCUGGCAACCCUGGUAAAAUACACCACAGAUGAGGACGAAAUAAGGAUAUUGUACCAAUAUUUAGCAGAGGGUUCAGUCGUGUUCCCUAAAGUAUUUCCAGUUAUACACAGCCUGCUCGACAUGAAAAUUAAUCAUGUACUGCUGCAUUGCCACGAUCAAGUCAUACUGAGCGCAGUACAAAGCAUUAUACAGAACAUGAUAGCGAGUGAAGACGCCAGCCAACAGCAGUUGCAUUACAUGCAAAGUUGUGGUUUCGGUGGAUUGUGGCGGUUCGCGGGACCUUUUACUAAGAACCAGUGCACAGCGGAGGGCAGCCAGCUCUUCGUGAACUGCCUAGAAGCGAUGGUGGAGACUUGCCUGCCUGGCGGGGACGAGCCCUUGACGAGGCCUCCGCCCCCAGACCCCGACCAUCCGGAUACUUGUGAUGCAUACCGAUACCCAGGUGUACACCGUCAGACGACAUUGUACUGUAGUGGACAAGACAUUUAG